GGAAAAGCCGACUUUACAAGCCAGGGAGAGGAGGCGCGAAGACGAGCAUCUGUGGUUCCCGGGGAACGCUCGGCUCUGAUGUUCCAGCCCCGGCGCUGCGGACUCGGUGCAGCGAGCUCCGCGAUUUUUUUAUUCACUAUUCUUUCCUGGACUAAUGAUAUGUGGAGUUCUGUGUGUAUGUUUGGUCAUUGGCCUUUGGAUAAUCAGACGACAUCUACAGAGAAAGAAAAAGUCAGUCUCAGCCAGCAAUGGAAAGGAUCGAAUGGUGGUUUCAUUUUUCCAUCCAUACUGCAAUGCGGGCGGUGGAGGAGAGAGAGUUCUGUGGUGUGCUUUGAGAGCCCUGCAGAUAAAGUAUCCUGAAGCAGUUUAUGUUGUGUAUACUGGCGACACUGAUGUCAGUGGUCAACAGAUACUAGAAGGUGCUUUCAGAAGAUUUAACAUCAAGUUAGUUCGCCCAGUGCAGUUUGUUUUCUUAAGGAAACGCUACCUUGUGGAGGAUUCUCGAUAUCCUCACUUCACAUUGCUGGGCCAAAGUCUCGGGUCCAUUCUUCUUGGCUGGGAAGCUCUGACCCAGCUUGUCCCUGAUGUCUACAUCGAUUCAAUGGGCUAUGCCUUCACACUGCCUCUGUUCAAGUAUGUGGGAGGUUGCCGCGUCGGAACCUAUGUUCAUUACCCUACCAUCAGCACCGACAUGCUCUCUGUUGUGAAGAAUCAAAACACGGGGUUCAAUAACGCAGCUUUCAUUAGCAGAAACACUCUUCUCAGCAAGGCAAAGCUCAUCUACUACUAUUUAUUUGCUUUCAUUUAUGGCCUUGUUGGUUCUUGCAGUGAUGUAGUCAUGGUGAAUUCCUCAUGGACACUAAACCAUAUCCUCUCCCUGUGGAAAAUUGGGCAUUGCACUAACAUUGUGUAUCCACCUUGUGAUGUGCAGACAUUUCUGGACAUCCCCUUACAAGAAAAUAAGGGGACCUCGGGACAUUUGCUGAUUUCCAUUGGCCAGUUCAGGCCCGAAAAGAAUCAUGCUUUGCAGAUCAAAGCCUUUGCCAAAUUGCUAAAUGAAAAGGCAACUGAGUCACGCCCUUCACUUAAACUUGUCCUUAUUGGAGGGUGUCGCAACAAAGAUGAUGAGUUUAGAGUGAACCAGCUGAGAAGACUGUCUGAGAAUUUGGGAGUUCAAGAAGCUGUGGAAUUUAAAAUAAACAUUUCAUUUGAUGAAUUGAAGAACUACUUGUCUGAAGCAACAAUUGGUCUGCAUACCAUGUGGAAUGAACAUUUUGGGAUUGGAGUUGUCGAGUGUAUGGCUGCUGGCACAAUCAUCCUUGCACACGAUUCAGGAGGCCCAAAGCUUGACAUUGUCAUUCCUCAUGAAGGACAAAUAACUGGAUUCCUGGCUGAAAGUGAAGAAGGCUAUGCUGAAACCAUGGCUCAUAUUCUUUCUCUGUCUGCAGAAAAGAGACUUCAAAUCAGAAGAAAUGCUAGAGCAUCUGUAAGCAGAUUUUCUGACCAGGAGUUUGAAGUAGCAUUCCUGUCUUCUAUGGAGAUGUUACUUACAUAAUGCCAAAUCUGUAACAUUCCGGAUAGGUUACCCAGCAUGAAGCUGGAGGUGGAGAUAGUGGAAGAGCAUGUGCUUGCUGUUUGCAAGGACCCGAGUUCUAUCUCCAGCACCAAAAAGUAAGGGCAAUGCUUCAUUUGGAAUCACUUUCACGUGUAAAUAUUUCCUAAAUUCAUUCUUUAUUUUGAUAAAGGCAAUCUGAGCAAUAUGUACAUAGACAAGAUAGUACUUAACAAAAUGGCUAAACUAUCUCUAUGGAAAAAGUAAUCUCGUAGUUUUUUUUUGUUUUGUUUUGUUUUGUUUUGUUUUCACUUUUUCAAGACAAGGUUUCUCUGUGUAGCCCUGGCUUCUGGCUUUCCUAGAACUCUGUAGACUAGCCUAGCCUUGAACUCAUAGAGAUCCGCCUGCCUCUGCCUCCCGAGUCCUGGGACUAAAGGCGUGCACCACCACCACCCAGCUUCAUGUAGCUUAAUGUACAGAUUUUACAUUAAUAUUUGGUCUCAAAAUCUGAAUAGUAUAGAUCUCAAAGAAAAUUACCAAUCAGUUUUUAUAUACUCAUGUAUCUCUUAAUUUUUUAAUCUUCCCCUUUCUGUAUUUUAAUCCUUGAGUGCCCCUGCCUCCACCUUCCAGAAUGCUACGAUUGUAGGAUUGCACCAACAAGUUCAGUGUGUGCGGUGCUGGGGAUGGAGCCCAAGGCCUCACACAGCCUGGACAAGCGCUCUACCAACUGAGCCAUAUCCUGAGCCCCAAAUCCUCAUUUCAAAUCACUUUAGUUUAGAAAGCAUAGAAGAAAGCUUCCUGGGUUUUUAUUUGUCUUAUGAUCCUGGAGAUACAAUGUAGAGCCUCAGAGAUUAAGCAAGAGCAGGGACAUUUGAAUUCCGAGUACCACAGAAUACACAGAACCAACCUCACCCAAAGACUGAAAGGGAAGUGCUGAAAGAAACAGGUAGCAGGUAGUCAGCUGGCCCUUUAAAAUGUAUUCUUACGUUUUUGGGUUAAAUUCUGUUGGAGAGGUAGGUUUAAGGUUAGAGAUUGAAUCUUGAGCCAUGCUCAUGGUACAUGAGUGUUCUAACCAUUAAGCUACUUCACCCCAACCCCAGGAACCCUGGGAAACAACAGCAUGAUAACCCUUUUAGAUAUAGCUAAUAAUUUUCUUAAAAGGGAACAGAAGCUUCAAACAGGCGUCUCUACUCCUAUACCCAAGGCAUCCGUCAAGAGAUGAGAUGGACUGAUUUCUUCGUGGGUGUGUUCAGAUAUGUUGAAAUCAAAACACAAGCAACAGUCUUUCUAAUAAGUUGGUUUGUGUGGAAAUUGGAUUUUAUUUAGUGCCCACCACAGUUCAUUUGUAUGGGUUUCUUAUCCCUUACCAACCUCACUGAAGGCUGAAAGGCAGCCUCCAUUCGUUGGAAAGAAUAUCAAGCUAAGUUGCUUUUCUGAAACAGACCGUGUCGCAUCAUACCGCCCACACAGUGUGAAGGAUCAAGAGGUGGAAUUCGGGGGGGAAAUGCCGGGGUGGUUAGCAUCCUGGGCCGAACCUCACCUGACAGUUACAAAUAUCUGACCUGCUAACACUAAAACUGUGCCUUAACUCUUUUGAUUCUCGGGUGUUUCGUCUGAAGUCAGUCUGUUCAUGCCUUGGAAUUGUAAAUGUAAAUAUAAACAUUGCUUUAGGUAGAAGUAACAACCAAGAUACAAUGAUCUGGUAGGGAAAUGGGAAAAGUUAUGUGUGGGGUGGGGAGACUUUUAGGGAAGGAAGUAAAUAAAGGAGGGAGUUGGUAAAAUAAAAAUAAUACCUGAAAAGCCACAGAAAUUAUUGUAUUAACUGUUUACAAAAAAAUCAACAAUAACAAAAAUAAUACAUGUAAAUCUGUGUAUAAAUGUACAUGUGUAGUUUUAAUGAACUUUUCUCAUCUGGGCUGACAAUACUCCUAUGAGCUAUAGAUGAAAAUCCUAACAUCGGACAUGAGAGGCCUCUUUUGAGUUGUUGGCUGUGGCUGUCCAAGUGACCCCUAAACCAUACAACCCUUUUGCCCUUGGCUACCCCUAGAAGUGGAAAGUAAGUCCCAGUUGGUGAAGACACCAUGUACUUUAGAAAUAGGCCAAAAGACCCCGGAGCUAGAACUGACCCAGAAAUCAUGCACACACACACACACAGACUUGUUGCUCCCUUAGGACUAACUUUCACACAAUGAGAAGGUGCCACACAAACUUCCAAAGGAGGGCCCAACCAACAGUCCUACGCUAUGCUUCCUACGAGCCACACCAACAACCAGUAUGGCAAGAUAACCGUAAAGUAGUGGCAUGUCCACUUGACAGUAGACAACAGCUUUUUUUCCUAUUAAUAUUUAUUUAUUUUACAUAUUGAGCGCUCUAUCUGCAUAUACACCUGCAUGCCAGAAGAGGGCAUCAGAGCCCAGUAUGGGAAUUGAACUUAGGACCUCUGGAAGAGCAGGCAGUACUCUUAACCACUGAGCCAUCUCUCCAACCAGCACCACCACCCCAUUUUUUCCAACAGCUCAUAAAUUGGGCUUAAGAGCCACUCAACUAGAAGGAGAGCAUGGUACUGGAAACCUAGCUAAGUACUCAGUGCUAGUGAAUGGCCACUAUUUUACUAAAGCAGCAUAACUCCUAACAACAACCUGUAAACCUUUGUCUAGACCCUUACUAAAGUAUACAGCUCAAGUGUGGCUACAAACUAAUGCUAACUUACUCGUUUUCCAAGGACUCUUUCCUAGACCUCUGGAGAUCUUACUGUGAGUGAGGCAGGUACGGUCUCUAACACAAUAUAAAGGUCAGAAUGUAUUCCUCUGUUGGCUGUUUACCAAGUAAUUUAACACUCUAGAAAUAAUUUCCAAAAGUUUGUUUUGAUUUUGUUUUUUUUUUUUUUUUACAAAACUAACAACCAGUAGUAAAGGUUUUCUGUACUCUCACAUCAUAGAUGUGUUUACAACUAAGUAGUUUCUUGGUUUCUUAGCUAGUAGCUGGGAAUCAGUAUAAAUUUUACUCAGCCUCUGUUCUGAAAGUGUGGGGGCUGAGGAUGUAACUCUGUAGCUGGCUGUAAUAGGUGUGAGGCACAGUGGAGCAACAAGUGAUUUUGUGUGUACACAGAGGACUGGAAAGAUAGUAUUUGCCAUUCUCUACAGACAUAGUUCCUUUUAAUUAAUUGAAUUAUCCAUACAGUUUGUCUGACAUUUGUGUUAGGGCACAUUACUCCUUGCUGUCUCCUCUAGCUCAUUGCUUGGUUUUGAUUUUGGUUGUUUUGUUUUGAUUCCCAGUUACACUGGGUUGUUGAUUGACUACACUAGGAAAGCAGCAACACAUAAUCCCUGGUGUGAUACACCAACAGAGCUUGUGUUGGAGACAAUUCAGUUUGCAAACGUUGCGGAGGCUGAAGAUGGAUGGAACCUUACACGUUCUCUAUUUUAUUUUCAACUUUACAGACCAAAAAAAAAAUUUUUUUUUUUUUAAAAAAACUAUAUAGAUUUCUUCAUUGUUACAAAGCUAUUUAAUGACAGAAUCAGGAUUAUGGCCUGGUGUUCUGACUGACAGCCCACUCUGUUAUUUUAUGGCCAGUCUUUGAGGUAAGAUUUGGCUAUAGCCCAUACGGCCUACCAAUCCACAAUAUAAAAGGACUAAAGAUUAUAGAAAUGGAAAUGAACAACAUAAAUAGAGGAUAUGGUAAAGAAACAAUUCUCAAUUUCUUAAAAACACUUUUACACUAGCUUUUUGAAAUUAUUUUUAUGAAUCAAAAUCAUAAAAUAUUAUUUAUAUGUAUAUUCUUUUCCAGUGUUCCUAACAAAGUAUUACAGAUGUUUAUUUUUCUUUUACUAGAUUUCAGGUAUUAUGCACAAUGUCAAGGCUUACUGUUUCCAGGAAACUUCAGGAAAAUUCUGGGUGGCUGCUGAGUCCUCUACAAUUGUGAUUUUUUUUCCCCCAGUGGUCCAAGCAUUGUGUUUUGAGCCCACAGCAGUGGGAAUUCACAUUCCUAUUUUCAGUGACACUGCAGCUGUGAAGUGUAUGUUACAUAGUCUUUAUAUGAUAUUUUUAUAUCUAAUUGUGAUGUAGAGCUACUGAUACAAAAUCCACUGUAUCUAAAUCUGACCAGUGAGUUCUUUAGUUCAAUUAAAAUAUUCACAUUAUUUUUCCACUUUUCUCCCCUCCUGCCCUCCUACCUCUGGAAUUUAUGGUCUCUUUUGCUUUAAUAAUUAUUGCUAAAUCUGUAUGCAAAUAAAUAUAUAAAUGCACCCUG
Meriones unguiculatus (Mongolian gerbil) is the source of this 5801-nucleotide messenger RNA. It is a transcript of the gene Alg11, whose product is annotated as ALG11 alpha-1,2-mannosyltransferase. Gene Ontology annotation, biological process: protein N-linked glycosylation. Gene Ontology annotation, molecular function: GDP-Man:Man(3)GlcNAc(2)-PP-Dol alpha-1,2-mannosyltransferase activity. The transcript is spliced from 4 exons. Bases 155 to 1555 code for a protein of 466 amino acids. The record is from RefSeq and is a predicted model, not a curated record. Lineage: Eukaryota; Metazoa; Chordata; Mammalia; Rodentia; Muridae. Gene Ontology annotation, cellular component: endoplasmic reticulum membrane.